GUGACAGGUGCAUCACCUGCUGCUCUCAGUGCGUCACACCGGUCGAGUGUAGAGCGAGGGCUGAGGAGAGAGUGCAGACAGGCGGAGCUACAGAGAACAGCAGUCCCCUGUAGACAUCACCUGUUUAUCCUCAGACAUCACUGCACCGUCACUGUCUACACUCACCUCUGCCUGGAGUUACAGGGAAGUCCUCAAUGUCACCCUAGAGCUGCAGAACGGCGUAGACUCUUCAUCUUUGUUUACUACUCUGGACAUCAGGCUUCAGAAUGAAGAAAAGGAUCCACGGCGCCACAAUCAACAGCAUGCAUCAGAGUAGUGAAGACCAGGACCCACAGCUGUGCAGGGACAAGGAGGACACAGAAGAGAGGAAUCAGCAUCGCAGAGCAGAGAAAUUACUGGCAUUUUGGACAACACUGUCCCAUCGGACUUGGGACUGGCUUAAGCCCCGAGACAGACCGAGCUUCCAGCGCUCAGUGUCAGCUCUCAGGCUGCUUAAGAGCGAGGCGUGAUGAGAUAGACUGUGCCUGAUGUGCUUGUUUGUGUUUUUUUGUGUGUCUGUAUGUAUGUAUGUGUGUGUGUGUAAAUGUAUAGAUCUGUCAGCAUGAGAGCUCCAGGAUAGUCUGCAAUCAAGGACCUGUGUAUGUGUGCUUCCAUAGAGUCUAUAGGACAGCUGGGUCAAUUUUGAAACCUAAAAAAAUCUGCCAGUGUAAUUUUGUCUAAGAAGGAAAAACCUAAUCAACUUAAAACGUAAAAACAGAUCCAAACUUUUUCACUCGCCCACACAUCAGAUGGAGUGUGUAGUAAACUUGUUGUUGCCUCCUUUGACUGGAGAUGGAUUAAUAUAGUCAUCGUGGUGGCAAUCCAUCUUUGGCUGGAGCUACAUUUUAAAGACAAGAAGCUGCGAGGUGUCAGAUGUGAAGUGACACAACUGCCCCGAGGUCCACUACCUGAGAGCACAUGGACCAUUGCCAUUCAGAUCCCCCUGCUCUUCUCAGUGUCUGGACUAAACAUGGUAGCAGCUCGUAUCGUCAUGAACACAGUGCAACACUGGGAUGUGUUCACGGACAUCUCAGAGGUUUUUAUUUUGGUGCCAGCUAUGGUGGGACUGAAGGGUAAUCUGGAAAUGACACUGGCAUCCAGACUGUCGACAGCAGCCAACACAGGGCAGAUGGAUGACCCGCAGCAGCAGUGGACUAUGAUGAUCUGUAAUCUCGCUCUUAUUCAGGUGCAGGCAACAGUAGUGGGUUUCCUGGCUGCAGUUGUGGCUAUAGGUCUGGGGGCUCUGACUGGAGGGAGAGUGACAGCUGUGGAGAUAGCAGUACUUUGUGCCAGCAGUGUCACCACAGCCUUCAUCUCUGCCUUAUCUCUAGGACUUGUGAUGGUGGCUGUCAUCAUUGGCUCUAGAAAAAUGGGUAUAAAUCCAGACAAUGUGGCUACGCCUAUAGCAGCCAGUUUGGGAGACCUGAUCACACUGUCAGUGCUGGCUGGAGUCAGCAGUCUCUUCUACUGUCACCGAGACAUGUGGUCCCUGUUCGUGUUGGUGUGCGCCUUCUUCCUGGCGCUGCUCCCAGGGUGGGUCGUUAUCGCGCGCCGCUCUCGGCCCAUCAGAGAGGUGCUCCGGUCCGGAUGGCUGCCUGUUAUUUUGGCCAUGUCUGUGAGCAGUGUUGGGGGGCUCAUACUGGACAAAACCGUGAGCGACCCCAGCUUUGAAGGCAUGGCCGUGUUCACUCCAGUCAUCAACGGAGUAGGAGGGAAUCUAGUAGCCAUCCAGGCAAGCAGGAUGUCAACGUACCUGCACUACUGGAGCACUCCUGGAGAAUUGCCCCCCAAAAUGAGAGUGACCUACCCUAGCCUCCAUGCCACCUUUUGCUGCGAAGAUGUCAACUCCAGAUCUGCCAGAGUUUUGCUUCUGCUUGUUGUGCCUGGUCACAUGCUCUUCCUCUACACCAUCUACCUCCUACAGGGCGGCCAUACUGCCUUGACCCUUACCUUCAUCAGCUUCUACUUGUCUGCAGCACUACUACAGGUUGUCAUCUUGUUGUACAUCGCAUCAGUGAUGGUGCGGUGGCUUUGGAGAAGAGGCCUGGACCCUGAUAACUUUUGCAUUCCAUAUCUGACAUCGCUGGGUGACUUGUUGGGGACAAGUUUCCUGGCUCUGACUUUUAGAUUCCUAGUGAUAGCUGCUCCAACUGGGAAUGGAGAAUAGUCUGGAAGUUGAUUUAAUACGCCAUGGAAGUGGUGUCCUGAAAAGAUGCCCAGAGAGAAAGAAGGAACAACAACAAACAAACGACAAAUAUUUUAAAUAUAUUAAAAGAAAUUUAGAGAAACAUUGUGGCCAUACUUGCUAAAUAAGUGUGAGUAGAAUAUACACUAAUAUUCAGGGUGCUGUGUCAGUUAUCCAGAUAUAGUCCAGUACAGCACAGUACAUCAAGUACACCCAACAAAUUCAGAUCCGUAAGCCCAGAUGGAUUAGUAUAGUAUGAUAAAGGUAGAAUAAGCAGCAUCCAUUAUAUUGUUGUUCUUUUACUAUACCUUAUAAAUGUUAUGUCAACAUAUUCACAACAUAAUUUAUCAGAAAGAGUUACUUCCUGCAAAAGACCAGCUUGUUCAUACACAUCUGCUGAAGAUGAGUCAUCAAUUGUAAAUGUCUUCAAUGUUGAACAGCUAUUAUUGUGUUUUAGCAAUAAAAUAAAACAGUGUCUGUUUAUUAGUGAUAGGUAAUGCUGCAGUGAGUGAGCUUACCAAGUGCUUUUUGUUUACUCGUGGCUUCAAAAUGAUGUUAUUGUGUUUGCUAUUAUGUGUCUUGUGCUGCACACUGUUAAAUCAGGUUGUUUAAUGUACAUGUCACAUGCCAGUAUUUUUCGGAGGCCUUUCAAUUGUUGGGUAUGCACUUUUAGAAAUAUGUACUUUUAUUGUUGACAUGUCAAACCUUACUACACCAGUUCAAAUAAGCAUGUGUGGACUUUGUAAAUGAGUUGUAAUUGCAAAAAGUGAAAUAGUAAUAUUAAUAUAAAAUGUCUCCUUUUAUUGAGAUU
Molecule: messenger RNA, 3035 nt
Organism: Periophthalmus magnuspinnatus
Lineage: Eukaryota; Metazoa; Chordata; Actinopteri; Gobiiformes; Gobiidae
Product: solute carrier family 41 member 1-like
Exons: 10
Coding region: 1010-2206 (398 amino acids)
Biological process (GO): monoatomic cation transport
Cellular component (GO): plasma membrane
Molecular function (GO): monoatomic cation transmembrane transporter activity
Source: RefSeq, a predicted model, not a curated record